Messenger RNA from Saimiri boliviensis boliviensis (Bolivian squirrel monkey), 3720 nucleotides. NCBI's taxonomy places the organism in Eukaryota, Metazoa, Chordata, Mammalia, Primates, Cebidae. The record is from RefSeq and is a predicted model, not a curated record.
AAAUACUUCCCUUUCUUCCCAGAAGCAGGAGGUUUUAUUUAAAAUAAAGCUGUUUAUUUGGCAUUUCUGGAAGACCCUUUUCUGAGGAACCACAGCAAUGAAUGGCUUUGCAUCUUUUCUUGGAAGAAAACAGUUUAUCCUCCUGGUACUAUUUCUUUUGCAAAUUCAGAGUCUGGGUCUGGAUAUCAAUAGCCGUCCUACCGCUGAAGUCUGUGCAACACACACAAUUUCACCAGGACCCAAAGGAGAUGAUGGUGAAAAAGGAGACCCAGGAGAAGAGGGAACGCAUGGAAAAGUGGGACCCAUGGGGCCAAAAGGAAUUAAAGGAGAACUGGGUGAUAUAGGAGAUCAGGGCAACAUUGGCAAGACUGGACCCAUCGGCAAGAAGGGUGACAAAGGAGAAAAAGGUUUGCUUGGAAAACCUGGAAAAAAAGGCAAAGCAGGUACUGUCUGUGAUUGCGGAAGAUACCGGACAUUUGUUGGACAACUGGAUAUUAGUAUCGCUCGGCUCAAGACAUCUAUGAAGUUUGUCAAGAAUGUCAUAGCAGGGAUUAGAGAAACUGAAGAGAAAUUCUACUACAUCGUGCAGGAAGAGAAGAACUACAGGGAAUCCCUAACCCACUGCAGGAUUCGGGGUGGAAUGCUAGCCAUGCCCAAGGAUGAAGCUGCCAACACACUCAUCGCUGACUAUGUUGCCAAGAGUGGCUUCUUUCGGGUGUUCAUUGGCGUGAAUGACCUUGAAAGGGAGGGACAGUACGUGUUCUCAGACAACUCUCCACUGCAGAACUAUAGCAAUUGGAAUGAAGGGGAGCCCAGCGACCCCUCUGGUCAUGAGGACUGUGUGGAGAUGCUCAGCUCUGGCAGAUGGAAUGACACAGAGUGCCAUCUUACCAUGUACUUUGUCUGUUUACCUGCAUGAGUUUUAUUCACCUUAGGCAUGGGAAAUGAGGGAAGGAGUUUGCGAUGCCUUAAGAAAAUUCCGGAAGCUUCAAAGUACUACCAACAUCAUCUCCAGGCCUCCUUCUCCUUGCCUCUAACCUAUCACUCAUGGUGACAUUUCAUGGGAGGUCUUUUAUUCUUCAUAAAUGUAUGUGGUAAAUAUCCUACCACAGAUGUCCUUUCUAAUACUCUGACAUCACAGAAAUGUGUGAGGUACAGAAUUUGGAACAUGCCUAGAACUCGCAUUUACUGUGCUGAUAAAAUUCUACCUUGAACUGCAGAUCAAACCUCAAAGCAGCUUUCACUUGGAAUUUAAAAAUAAACAGUUCAGAGAUACUCUAGAUUAUCACCCUAUAAACUGCUGCUCCAGUUAUGGUUUGUGGCAUAGGAUUAGACUGUUUUAAAUGCUGGCAAAAUGGUUAAUGAAAUAAGAGAAACAGAUCAACAACAUAUGUUCACCUUAAACCAUCUGUUCAUGAUUUCACUCAUGACUAACUGGUUAUGAGAUAGGAUUUAAUUAGGUUAUUUCUGUGGGUUCAACGAAGGCCAUAAACUCAGAUCCUACAGGGGCCAGGCAGAUGAUGUAUGUAAAUGAAGUGGAAUAGAUGGGGACCCUAGUGCACUGAGCACAGCUUCCCCUUCCAAAGGAACCGGCUGCUCCUCAGCGGCUGUUACUGGUUCUAGGGAGGACCCAAUCUUGCUACAUGUGCCGAUAUUCCAAGAGAAGUCAGAAAGCUGGGACUUUGUAACAUAUCCUCAUAUUUUAAAAUGCUGGCAGUGAAUUAAUUUUUAACCUAAACUUUAAGUCAUAUGGGUUAACAUUUAAUUAAAAUUACAGAUUAGAGGUCAAAAGUCUUCUAGCCAAAAUUAUGAUUAUUUUAUUUCUUAAUUCUGGAGUAAGGUUUAGAAUUUUCUAACCAAAUGGAAUGCCACUAGGACAUGAUGACAUCAAAGUCAAGAUGUCCCAUUAAUACCUUAUUCCAUUGAGCUUAAUAAUAGGAAUUUGUUAUAUGUUUGGACAUUUAUCAGGUUACUAGGUAAACGCUUUGGAGAUGAUAGCACAUGAUAUUUUAAAGGCAGAAAAGUUGAAUAAAAAUUACAAAGAAGGACCAUCAUAUCAAAGCCAGUAUCCUUGGAUAGAAAGCCAUCCCAGAUCCGAGCAAUAAAAACCCAGAAACACCUGUAGGAAAAUAAAGCUCAUAUGUAAGAAGAUAGGAAGGAGAGACAUGCGGCAAAUGUUGCUGAUGGGCAGCUUCAUGUUAAAGAUCCAUGUUCUGAUUUUCUGUAAGCCCCCAAAGUGUGAACAUUUGUUGUGUAUACUGUAGUCACUAUUAUUACUAUGAAUGUUAUAGUAUUAAUAGUUCUCUCAAUGACUCAUCUUUGCUGUGAUGCUUCAAAAAAAAAAAUAUUAACAGAACUUCAGCCAAUAAGGUGUAUCCUGCAACCUUUCCUGAAUGAAAUUUUGAAGGCACCACACCAUUAAUUAAAAUUAUUAUGAAAACUCAAAUUUUUGAACCACUUUGUGCUUAAUAAAAUGCCUUCACAUAUCAUUUUUUAUUUGAUUCUGAUAAACUCUGUGAAGGAUGAAAAACAAUCAAUUUUACUGCCACUUCCCAAUGAUAAUACUGAGACCCAAGGAAGCUAAGCACUUUACCAAAAUCAGCUCACAUAUAAAAGAAAUCAAUGCCUUUAGCCUGCUGCUUCAAACUGCCAAUGCAGUGUCUUCUCCAAUCUCUGUGCAUUACUCAUGUAUGGAAUGGAAUUUCAUCCACAAUGAUCUUGUGAUAGCAGGGGCUCAAAUGACUUAUCUGCACUACAUUCCAAAGUUAAAGGUGAUGAUUAAUUCACAGAGAUGAUGGGGAACCAGAAAGUUGCCUUACAAAUUUAGUUUUCACUGGUUUGUUUUUUAAUUCACAAAUGUCCACAUAAGCCAUUAGUGUUGAGGAGGUAAAUUACGGCAGCAGUAGUACAAUUCUGCAGAUAACUACAGAUAUAGGGCAAUCAAAUCAGAUACAUAAAAAUCAAGACUUGCCCCAAAUAAGAAUGAGCAAAUAAUUAUUGUCCCCAUAAAAGAAUUCACUAGAGAAGUGAGUCACAGCUCAAACACAGUAGAAAAGUGUACACCCUUAUUAUAGAAAGACAUAGCAAGUGUUGAUUGCACUUUGGACAACUCACCCGCAAACACUGCCGGCAUUUUAAAAAUGCAUUUCAUCUGUUUAGAUCUGUGUUACUCAAAUAUGAGCAGCUCUAAUUGUCAUUAAUCGAACAAUUUCCAGCUCUCUGGAUUGCAUACUUUGAGGUAACACGAUACUUGUGGAAUAGGAAAAGUAAGCUAUACAGCAUCACUCACAGCAUCAACAUACUGAGACUAAAUUUUCUCAGUUAUUAUCAAUGUUAGGAAAAUGACAGUGUGAUUCCAUCCGGGGUAGCACUGGUUUGACAGCAUCACUUAGAAAUUAAAAGUCUAGAUCUGAUAUCACAACUGCCCAAAGGCCACAGCAGCUGUGCUUCUUACUAGCCAUAUUAGGAGAGUAUCUAAACCUCGCUUUUCUAAUCUAUAUGGUUCUUCCUCUCAUAAUGUCGUGACAAAUAAAAGCAGCAAUACAAUGAGGUAUCCAGCAGAGUACCAGUAAAAUAAGUUAUAUGAAUACAAAGACACUUAGUCAUUACUACCAACUGCAUCUACUACCAGAUGCAUGUUGGAGAGAAACAAAACGUAUUUUAACAUGUAUUAAAAAUUACCUAUGUGAAUAUAUGUCUAUCAUAUGUAUACUAUACACA